Molecule: messenger RNA, 1500 nt
Organism: Necator americanus (New World hookworm)
Lineage: Eukaryota; Metazoa; Nematoda; Chromadorea; Rhabditida; Ancylostomatidae
Exons: 1
Coding region: 1-1500 (499 amino acids)
Source: RefSeq, a predicted model, not a curated record
AUGGCGGGGCAACUAUUUGCGACACCUUGUCGGAGAAAAGACUAUGGCGGGGCGACUAUUUGCGACACCUUGCCGCGGGACAGAGGAUGGAAGGUGAAGUCAAAGGCACGGGGUGGCAACUAUUUGCGACACCUUGUCGGAGAAAAGACUAUGGCGGGGCAACUAUUUGCGACACCUUGUCGGAGAAAAGACUAUGGCGGGGCAACUAUUUGCAACACCUUGUCGGAGAAAAGACUAUGGCGGGGCGACUAUUUGCGACACCUUGCCGCGGGACAGAGGAUGGAAGGUGAAGUCAAAGGCACGGAGUGGCAACUAUUUGCGACACCUUGUCGGAGAAAAGACUAUAGCGGUGCAACUAUUUGCAACACCUUGUCGGAGAAAAGACUAUGGCGGGGCAACUAUUUGCGACACCUUGUCGGAGAAAAGACUAUGGCGGGGCAACUAUUUGCGACACCUUGUCGGAGGAAAGACUAUAGCGGUGCAACUAUUUGCAACACCUUGUCGGAGGAAAGACUAUGGCGGUGCAACUAUUUGCAACACCUUGUCGGGCGACUAUUUGCAACACCUUGCCGCGGGAAAGACUAUGGCGGGGCGACUAUCUGCAAGACUUUGUCGGAGAAAAGACUAUGGCGGGGCAACUAUUUGCAACACCUUGUCGGAGGAAAGACUAUGGCGGGGCAACUAUUUGCAACACCUUGUCGGAGAAAAGACUAUGGCGGGGCGACUAUUUGCGACACCUUGUCGGAGGAAAGACUAUGGCGGGGCAACCAUUUGCGACACCUUGCCGCGGGAAAGACUAUGGCGGGGCGAAUAAACCUUGUCGGAGAAAGACUAUGCGGGGCAACUAUUUGCGACACCUUGUCGGAGAAAAGACUAUGGCGGGGCAACUAUUUGCGACACCUUGUCGGAGGAAAGACUAUGGCGGGGCAACUAUUUGCAACACCUUGUCGGAGAAAAGACUAUAGCGGUGCAACUAUUUGCGACACCUUGCCGCGAGUAGGCGCAAAAGACUAUGGCGGGGCAACUAUUUGCAACACCUUGUCGGAGAAAAGACUAUGGCGGGGCAACUAUUUGCGACACCUUGUCGGAGAAAAGACUAUGGCGGGGCAACUAUUUGCGACACCUUGUCGGAGAAAAGACUAUGGCGGGGCGACUAUUUGCGACACCUUGCCGCGGGAAAGACUAUGGCGGGGCGACUAUUUGCGACACCUUGUCGGAGAAAAGACUAUGGCGGGGCGACUAUUUGCAAACCUUGUCGGAGAAAAGACUAUAGCGGUGCAACUAUUUGCAACACCUUGUCGGAGGAAAGACUAUGGCGGUGCAACUAUUUGCAACACCUUGUCGGAGGAAAGACUAUGGCGGUGCAACUAUUUGCAACACCUUGUCGGAGAAAAAAACUAUGGCGGGGCGACUAUUUGCGACACCUUGCCGCGGGACAGAGGAUGGAAGGUGACUAUUUGCAAACCUUGUCGGGAAAGACUAUUGGCGGGGCAACAUUGA